Messenger RNA from Hypomesus transpacificus, 1368 nucleotides. Its product is annotated as adenylate cyclase type 6-like. Gene Ontology annotation, biological process: adenylate cyclase-inhibiting G protein-coupled receptor signaling pathway; cAMP biosynthetic process; adenylate cyclase-activating G protein-coupled receptor signaling pathway. The transcript has 4 exons. The record is from RefSeq and is a predicted model, not a curated record. Gene Ontology annotation, molecular function: adenylate cyclase activity. NCBI's taxonomy places the organism in Eukaryota, Metazoa, Chordata, Actinopteri, Osmeriformes, Osmeridae. The annotation marks the transcript as partial.
GGAAUGCAGCCCCAUGUCUGAGUAGUGCCGUUGAGGGCUCGACAGUCAGAGAGGACAGAGAAUGCAGCUUUGGGUUUGGGUGAGCCAACGUUGUAUGACAAACUUAUCCAUAAUCUUCGGUGUCCUCCUAAAACGUCUGAACAUUUGCAACCAAAAACAAGUGUCGUAUCAAGAAGGAGAUAAAGUAGCCGCGACUUCACUGCGGUGUUGGAAUAGCCUACAAGGGUGUCAGUGUGAGGCGGACAUCUUGGACUGACACACCUCUCGUGCUGUGCUGCUGGUCGGUCUGACUUUGUUGUGUUUGUGUGUGUGUGUGUGCUCACUGGGAUAAAUGAGUGGCUUGGCUGAGGAGCGCAGCAGUGUUGGAACACACAGUCCAGCCCAAUCAGCGGGAUGUCGUGGGCCAGAGGGUUCUUCGUAGCCAGAGUGGACGAGAGAAAGACGGCGUGGGGCGAGCGCAAUGGCAACAAGUCCAAGAGGACGGACGGCUCGUCCCUGUGCAACCCGCGCUACAUGAGCUGCCUGCGCGACUCGGAGGACAUGGAGCCGCCCCCUCCGGCGCCCCAGCACUACCACUGCGGAGCCGGGGCCAGCGGGGGCAACUUUAGCACGCGCUGCGUCUGGCAGGAGGACCACUACGGGAAGCAGGUGGGGGGAGCGGGCGACCUGGGCCUGAAGUCUGUGGCCCUGGGCUUCGAGGACGGGGAGCUGAAGGGGAGGAAAGGCCCGGGGGAGGCGGAGGAGGACGGCGGGGAGGACGGCACGGGCGGCUGCAAGGCGGUGACGGCGGCCGACUUCUGGACCAGGCUGGUGCGGGUGUUCCAGUCCAAGAAGUUCCAGUCGGCCAAACUGGAGCGUCUGUACCAACGCUACUUCUUCCGACUCAACCAGAGCUCCCUGACCAUGCUGAUGGGCGUGCUGGUCAUCGUGUGCGGAAUCAUGCUGGCCUUCCACUGCGUCCACGGCCACCCGGACGUAGCCUACGCCUCGGUGCUCUCCGUGGCCAUAGGCACCUUCCUGGCCAUGAUGGUGGUGUGCAACCGCAACGGCUUCCACCAGGACUACAUGUGGAUCGUCAGCUACCUGGUGAUCGGGGUGCUGAUGGUGGUGCAGGUGUUCGGGGUGCUGAUGGUGGCCCCUCGCAGCGCCUCGGAGGGGAUCUGGUGGUCCGUGUUCUUCAUCUACAUCAUCUACACGCUGCUGCCGGUGAGGAUGAGGGCGGCCGUGCUGAGCGGCGCCGCGCUGUCCACCAUCCACCUGGUCACCGCCUGGCAGCUCAACCAGGACGACAAGUUCAUCCUCAAACAGAUCAGUGCCAACGUGCUGAUCUUCCUGUGCACCAACAUGAUUGGGGUGUGCACCCACUAC